GAUUGCUCCCGUUCCCUUCGACGUAACAUCCGGCCAACGAGCUGAGCUACCCAGUCAUGACUGCCAUUUAGCGGUAAUGACAACACACAGCACGUAGCGAAUAGCGAUACAUUUUCGUUCAGCAUUCCCACCAUUAAAACACUGCGUUUCAAAUGCGUAUAUACUUCUACCCAAGCCAUUGAUUACUUUUCGACAGCCCAAGACAUGCGUCUUUAUGUAGUUUGUCCAAGUAGCCAUUCCGUACUAGUCCACCGCGAAGCUACUUAAGGUUGUUUUUUUACAUUACCGCACGUGCUGCCCUUCAUAUGUACUGCCUUCCCAAAUCUGUUCUGAACGUAUCGAAUCCAUCGCCUUACACUAGUCAACGAGAAUAAAAACACCACCAGGUCAACAUUCGUACCCUGAUCGCCUCGACUCGCUGCACGUCGAAGUUUCUCGAGCUAGCUUAGCUUAGCUUGUUAGCCACCCACAGAGACGAGCUCGUGGGCAGUUUGAGUUCAGAGUGCUGCGAUUGCAGUGGGGAAAUGUGUGCAAAGGGUGUGAAAGAAGAGUACGAGCAGAAGGUCGGGGGAAUAAAAGAGGAGAGCGAGCAACCGAGGCAACUACCGGACGCUGUUUUCGAGAAGCCUCCAAUUGAGUUCCAAGGUGCAGCAGACAUCGGGGAGGACGACCUUUGUCUCGGGCAGCGGGAGGUCGAGCUCCCCAACAUGAAAGAAGAAGAGCAGGAGGAGGAUGUCACCGCCUUUCCUUUGACUAUCAUUGUGAAGAGUGAAGAAGGUGAUGAAGACCACGUUGGAGGGUCCCAAUCAGACGCUCUCUUGGCGCCACGCUCGGAUAGUGAUGACUCAACGUCACACUCGCGGGACACUGAUGACGGUGAACCCUCAAAAGGUGAUGUGUCGUGUCACGCUGACAAAAAGCACGUGAAAUGCUCGCAGUGUGACAAAACGUUCGACAGAAAGUCACUGUUGAUAAGGCACACCAGAACCCACACCGGAGAAAAACCAUUUGCUUGCUCACUUUGCGGUAAAAGAUUCUCUUUAAAGACAAAUUUAACAAUGCAUACCAGAACACACACUGGGGAGAAACCCUUCGCUUGCUUCGUCUGCGGUAAAAGAUUCGCAAAAAACACAAACUUAACAAUUCACACGAGAACACACACCGGAGAAAAACCUUUUGCCUGCUCAUUUUGUGGAAAAAGAUUCACUCAGAAGGGCGAUUUGACAAUGCACACAAGAACGCACACCGGCGAAAAACCUUUUGGCUGCACAGUGUGCGGUAAACGAUUCACCGAAAAGAAAAAUUUAACCACCCACACUCGGACGCACACCGGUGAGAAACCUUUCAACUGCAGCGUGUGUGACAAAAGGUUUUAUGUCAAGCGCGAGGUUAAGCGCCACAGGUGCGCCGGUGACAAGAGCGCCAGUCCUUGAAGCUGUGCAAGAAACUGAGGCUGCGCUCUGUGCUGCCAAUCGCCGACCUUUCCCCGACACGUUUAGCACACGAUGCCCUGGAAUCUCUGUUUCUGAAUGACACGGCUU
Hippocampus comes (tiger tail seahorse) is the source of this 1541-nucleotide messenger RNA. RefSeq names its product oocyte zinc finger protein XlCOF20-like. Bases 525 to 1433 code for a protein of 302 amino acids. The transcript is spliced from 2 exons. Gene Ontology annotation, biological process: regulation of gene expression. Gene Ontology annotation, cellular component: nucleus. The record is from RefSeq and is a predicted model, not a curated record. Lineage: Eukaryota; Metazoa; Chordata; Actinopteri; Syngnathiformes; Syngnathidae.